GACAGGAAUUUCGCCGCUGGAGAGAACGAUUCACGUUUUUCUCACCUUCACACUCUUCGAGUCAUAUUAGAUGGUUUUCGUGGUAUGAAUCUACGAACUUGGAGACGUGCUCCUUUACUAGACGCCUUCUCAUUCUCCACGAGCGAAGAAGUCACAGUGGUGGUAGAGUUGCACCUCAAUAAUGAUCACAAUUCGGCAAUGUCCAACAGUCAACGGGAUAUUGAGGUGGAUAUUAAGCAACAACCCAGUGUCAUGGUCCAGGGCUACAGAGUUUCGUGGAACCUGGACCGUACCUUCCUGUUGCUAUCAUUGAUCAUAACUUGUUAUCUGGAAAUCCUGAUCAUUUUGCUAUUGGGUUGUCAUGGGUUUCAUAGGUGAAGUCGGGUUAAGUGGGUUGAUUUCUUCCCUUUUCACAUUAUUAGUUAGUGUUACCUGUGAAGUGCAAGAACACUACGUUAGAAGUAGAAACAAUGUGCAUAAGUUAUUCUGGCCUUUCGGCGUUUCUUCGAUGGUUAUGAAUUGUGAUCUUACGACAGAAUGCAUGGUCGAAAUUAUCCUUGC
This is a messenger RNA of Mollisia scopiformis, 561 nucleotides long. RefSeq lists its product as uncharacterized. The transcript has a single exon. The record is from RefSeq and is a predicted model, not a curated record. Lineage: Eukaryota; Fungi; Ascomycota; Leotiomycetes; Helotiales; Mollisiaceae. The annotation marks the transcript as partial.